AAUAACCAUGUCGUGUCUAGGCGAUCACAGCGACGGCCGCCAAUUUGUCGCACACGGUACCCCGGGCCAGCGGGCUUGCGGCACGAAUUCAAGCCGGAACGGAGGGCGAGGGCCCAGGCCUGUCGGAAUGGGCGCCGGCGCUGGCUGGCACACCACGAUGAGCAGAGGAUGAGCAUCAUUUGCUACGGAUUUUUGUUGGGCGACGAAAAGAAAAAGGGUUGUCAUCGUGAGAAGAGUAAGCGUAGCAUCAAUCAACCGAGGAAAAAAAGUAUUUAUACAAGCUGUAUUCGUCGCUUUCUCGUCUUGCGAAUGCUUCUCUUUGCUUCACCAUCUUGCAUCCAGCUCGCUCCUCCACAGUGAAAGAUCUGCCUCGCGCGUCUACUUGCAAUACGUAACGGCAACCAGCUCCGUCCUAAACACCUUUCAAUCCACCUUUUUUUCUUUGGGGCGUCCUCAUCUGAUCGCACCGCUACCGUUUAUAUCAGCUCUCACUCAGCUCCUGUCGCCGGCUCUUCUCCAGUGACAGUCUGUCGCUUAUACCGAUCCCGUCGGCAUCCUCUUCCUGCAUACGCCCCUGUCUCGUUGUGUUAUUUUACAUUUCGAUUUUUUUUUCAAACAAAUAGCAGUUUGGUCAAGGCCAUAGCACCUGUCACGCAACAACCAGUAGGUACUCCCAUUUUUUUUACGUUCUUUACGUUUUGUUCCGAUAUAUCCUCGUGAAGAGCACUACCCCCUGCCCCAGCCCAGCCUGGACUCUAGCGCACACGCCCCUAUGGCUUUUUUCCCCCGCCUGCGUCCCUCUUCAGCGCUAAGCCGCUUUUUGCCUGCAACCGCCGAGUCGUGCUGCUUUGGCCACUGUCAAGGUACAUUUUUUCUGCUGGCCACGAGACUUGGUUUUUCGUAUGGGCUAGACUUGGUACCUUUUCUUUUUUAUUUCUGGCUUUUUUAAGCUUGAAUGGAAAGAAUGGGCUCCAAGGAGAAGAAGGAGACUUGAACAGAUUUGCUACAGUCACAACUGGCUGUCGUUCUCUUACAAAAGCGUACACACACGACAGCCGGGCCCUCUCACAGGCACCGUUCCCGUCCACUACACGUCCCUCUUCCGGCCCUGUCUUAGUUUUUUUCCUGCCCUGUCGCUGCGCCAUUGCAUCCCUACCGGUUGCAACUGGCCCGAUUCAAUUCUUUUUUUUUUCACUGCGCAUAUAUUCCCUGCCCGAAAAAAAUAAAUACCACGUAUUUUCUUUCCCAUCCAUCCCCUCCCGCUAUACGCACACCCUUUCCGCUGCUCCCCACUUGGCCUCCCCGCCGCCUCCUUCUCCAUCCUCUCCCCACCCCCGGCCCAGAAUUGACUGGCCCUCUGUCACCUACAAAGAAAAAUUCCAGGCAGCUGACGAUCAAGCCAUUCUCGUACCAGACUCUUCCGAUAUAUUUUAUAUAUAACCAUGAAGGACCCCGUCUUCAGAACCGCCUCUCCCUAUCCUGAUCCCAACCACAAAGGUCCCAAGUCUUUGCAACAGUCUACCCGUGGUGUUUUGCCCAAAAUGAUUUCCAACAGCGUCAACAAGACCUCGCUGCACCCCGGUGGUGUCCAGCCUCACACCGAACACACUCAGCUCGAGGAGGAACUUCACGAGACUGCUCACAUCGACUACGACCGUGUCGCUAUUAUCCCUAACCCCUCCGUUGCUGCUCUCUACGAAGAUGCUCUCGUCUACGAGACCGGCACUGCCAUCACCUCCAGCGGUGCUCUCACUGCCUACUCUGGCGCCAAGACUGGUCGCUCUCCCGGUGACAAGCGUAUUGUCCAGGAGCCUUCGUCUGAGAACGACAUCUGGUGGGGUCCCGUCAACAAGCCCAUGAGCCCUGAGGUCUGGAAGAUCAACCGCGAACGUGCCGUCGAUUACCUCAACACCCGUAACCGUAUCUAUGUCGUGGACGGUUACGCCGGCUGGGAUGAGAAGUACCGUAUCCGCGUCCGUGUCAUCUGCGCUCGCGCCUACCACGCUCUCUUCAUGCGCAACAUGCUUAUCCGCCCUCCUCGUGAGGAGCUUGAGAACUUCCACCCCGACUACACCAUCUACAACGCUGGUACUUUCCCCGCCAACCGUUACACUGCCGGUAUGACCUCCGUCACCUCCGUCUCCCUCAACUUUGCUGCCAAGGAGAUGGUUAUCCUCGGUACUGAAUACGCUGGCGAAAUGAAAAAAGGUAUCUUCACCGUCCUCUUCUAUGAAAUGCCCAUCAAGCACAACGUCCUCACCCUCCACUCCUCCGCCAACGAGGGCAAGAACGGUGAUGUCACCCUCUUCUUCGGUCUUUCUGGUACUGGCAAGACCACCCUCUCUGCCGACCCCAACCGUGCCCUCAUUGGUGACGACGAGCACUGCUGGUCUGACCGCGGUGUCUUCAACAUCGAGGGUGGCUGCUACGCGAAGACCAUUGGUCUCUCUGCUGAGAAGGAGCCCGAUAUUUACGGCGCCAUCCGCUACGGUUCUAUCCUCGAGAACGUCGUUUUCGACCCCGAGACCCGUAUCGUCGACUACGAUGACUCCACCCUCACUGAGAACACUCGCUGCGCUUACCCCAUCGAGUACAUCUCCAACGCCAAGAUUCCUUGCCUGUCUGAGAACAUGCCCACCAACAUUAUUCUCCUGACCUGCGAUGCCCGCGGUGUCCUCCCCCCCAUCUCCAAGCUUGACAGCGCUCAGACCAUGUUCCACUUCAUCUCCGGUUACACCUCUAAGAUGGCUGGUACCGAGGAUGGUGUCACCGAGCCCCAGGCUACCUUCUCUGCCUGCUUCGCUCAGCCUUUCCUUGCCCUCCACCCCAUGCGCUACGCCAAGAUGCUUGCCGACAAGAUCGAGCACCACAAGGCCAACGCCUGGCUCCUCAACACCGGCUGGGUUGGUGCCGGUUUCGCCCAGGGUGGCAAGCGCUGCCCCCUCAAGUACACUCGUGCUAUCCUCGACGCCAUCCACUCUGGUGAGCUCGCCAAGGUCGAGUACGAGAACUACGACAUCUUCAACCUCCAGGUCCCCAAGACCUGCCCCAACGUCCCCGACGAGAUGCUCAACCCCAAGACCGCCUGGACUGCCGGUGCUGAGAGCUUCAACGCCGAGGUCGUCAAGCUUGGCAAGCUCUUCCGUGAGAACUUCGCCAAGUACGAAAGCGAGGCCACUGAGGAUGUCAUCAAGGCUGGUCCUGCUGUCUAAGCAUCAUCGUCUACAUGCACUUUUGCAAUUUUAGCGCUACAAAAGACAUGACCGAGCAACCGCUUUUCCUUUGUCAGACUCGGUCUACAAUCGAAACCCUUCGGGUCGAUUUGUUAUAGUGUUCUAUACUUGGGCACCCUUUGCGUGCACCUUCACGACAUCUGGGAAACGGCGUUGAUAUUUUUUUUACAAAUUUUCUUUAUAUAUUAAAAUCUAAUAACAUUGGUUUUACGUUUAAUAUCUGUGUCCUUGUAAAAUUUCAAGUGAGAAAAAUCGCAAGCGAACAUGGCAGUUAGCACAUGCCGGAGGUCAUCAUGGUGUUAGCCAGCCCAGCCCAACCCAGCACGACUCGCUACCAAAAAGUGGGGCCACAAAAUUUUGCUGCUGGUGCUUCAUGGUACACCAAAAAGAAGUUCACUGAGAAAAGUAGAAGCAAACAUUUACAUGGCAAAUAUAUAUCACAAUCAGUUGAUGAGAGAAAAUUGGUUUCCGAUUUUUAUUCAUUUUUUAAUGGUCAUGACAUAAAACCUAGCAACACCGUUAUUCCCUAAAUUUUGUUUUGCAUCAAAGUCGCAACGCCCAUCACGGGUAUUAAAGAGCUGCUUAGAUCUUGGUGGCAGCCUCGAAAGCCUUCUGCUUCUUGGCAAUGCGCAUCUGGGCCUUGGGGCCCAUGAUACCACCACCCCACUGGCGGCGGGACUGCUCGUGCUUCUCAACGAAGCCGUCCUUGAUGGCAGAGACGAGCUUGGAGAGCUCAGUCUUGUCCUCGGAGCGGACCUCGGUGAAGGCAAGGACAGCGGCGGUCUUCUUGUGGACGACAGUGCCGAGACGGGCCUUGCCCUUGACAAUGGCGUAGGGGACACCCAUCUUCUUGCAGAGAGCGGGAAGGAAGACAACGAGCUCAAUGGGGUCGACAUCGUUGGGGAUGAGGACGAGGGAAGCCUUCUUGUUCUCGAUGAGGCCGACAACGUGGUUGAGACCGUACUUGACGGUGUAGGGCUUCUUGGAGACAUCCUCCUUCUUCUUGCCCUCCUUGACGGCGGUAGCCUCCUGGAGGAGACGCUCCUUCUUCUCGGCCUUGGUCUCAGGGCGGUACUUGUUGAGGAGCUUGAAAGCCUGGGCAGCGGUGUUCUUGUCGAGAACAGUCUGGAACUGGGCGAGCGUGGGAGGGACCUUCAGGCGCAUCUGAAGGAUCUUCUUCUGGCGCUGGAGGCGGACGUACUCGGGCCACUUGACCAUGCGGGACAUGUUGCGCUUGGGCUGGAUGUCCUGGCCGAUACCGAAGUUACGGGGGCGGCGCUCGAUGAGAGGGUUCUGGUUCACGAGCACGUUAGCAACGAUGAUGCAUUUCGCAAGACGAGAAGGAGUUUGGUACGAACCUUAGGACCCUUCUUAGAGCCAGCCUUUCCCUGAGGGAAAGGGGCGGGGGCAACCUUCUUGCCAGUAGAUUUGGUGGGCUGUCAUUGAGAAAAGAUAUCAGCGCUAUGCUCAGAAGCAAGUUGAUCUCCUUUAAACUCUAACGAGAAUACGGGAGCGGCAUGUUUCAGCAACGCUCCCGUCAUCUCCAGCCAAGUCUUCACCCGAUAUGAGGUUCCAUCUGUCGAGGAUGGAAAAUCGUUUCGAGGCGGAAUUGCCAACACGGUUCUCCCGUCGAGAGAGGGAUUGCGUAGAGGCUCAAUUGUGCUGAUGCACAGUUGACUCACAGAGAACUGUGGCCGUAAGAGUUUAAUGUUUCUUUCAUUCACUCACCAUUUUGAUCGUUGGGCGGAUGCUCUGUGGUUGGAUGAGCAAAGUUGCUUGGAUGUCGACGGAGAAAAGACGGACGGG
[Torrubiella] hemipterigena is the source of this 5039-nucleotide messenger RNA. Lineage: Eukaryota; Fungi; Ascomycota; Sordariomycetes; Hypocreales; Clavicipitaceae. The record is from the annotation of a GenBank genome assembly.